This is a messenger RNA of Ipomoea triloba (trilobed morning glory), 1179 nucleotides long. RefSeq names its product dihydroceramide fatty acyl 2-hydroxylase FAH1-like. Gene Ontology annotation, biological process: fatty acid metabolic process; lipid biosynthetic process. Lineage: Eukaryota; Viridiplantae; Streptophyta; Magnoliopsida; Solanales; Convolvulaceae. Gene Ontology annotation, cellular component: endoplasmic reticulum; membrane. The record is from RefSeq and is a predicted model, not a curated record. Gene Ontology annotation, molecular function: fatty acid 2-hydroxylase activity; iron ion binding. The transcript is spliced from 7 exons. The coding region runs from base 115 to 828 and encodes 237 amino acids.
AAUAAAUCAAAUUUAAAAAAAAAAUAGUUUUAAUUAAUUUGUUCGAUCGCUGAGAGGCCUAUUGCUUCAGCAUCGCAGCUUCCAUCCGGCAUUGUCACACCUUGGAGUGCCAAGAUGGUCGCACAGGGUUUCACUGUGGAUUUGAACAAGCCACUUGUUUUCCAGGUUGGCCAUCUUGGGGAUGCAUAUGAGGAGUGGGUUCAUCAACCAAUUGUAAGCAAGGAUGGCCCAAGAUUCUUUGCAAAUGGCUUUAUGGAGUUCUUGACUCUGACUCCGUGGUGGGCAAUUCCAAGCAUAUGGCUGCCGGUCGUGUGUUGGUUUGCUUCGACCUCGGUAAACAUGGGAAUCCCUAUUCCUGUUCUAGCCGCAACAAUGCUUGUCGGCAUCUGUAUAUGGACAUUAAUGGAAUACUCUUUACACCGCUUCCUCUUCCACAUCAAACCAUCUGGAUAUUGGUCAAACACCUUCCACUAUUUAAUCCAUGGGUGCCAUCACAAACAUCCGAUGGAUGGAAUGCGCCUGGUUUUCCCUCCUGCCGCCACCGCCAUUUUACUCGUGCCCAUAUGGAACCUGGUUAAACUUCUAGCUCCGCUAAUCUACUCCUCCGCCUUGCUCGCCGGAGGUUUGCUUGGAUAUGUCAUGUACGACUGCACUCAUUACUACUUGCACCAUGGCAAGCCAUUGACAGGGGUUUCCCAUCAUCUCAAGAGGUUUCACAUGGAUCAUCACUUCAAAAUUCAGGACAAAGGAUUUGGAAUCACGUCGACGUUGUGGGACAGGGUGUUCGGAACUCUGCCGCCGACGAAAACCAGCAACAAAAGUAGCUAAAGCAAGCUAGCUAGCUAGCUAGGUAAUUAAUUAAAUUUAACCUGCAGAGCAGAUGAAGUGAUCAAAUAGCCAGCGCAGCCUAGCUAGCUUUUGUUUUCAUCUCUCUCAACAUUCAUAUGCUCUGAUCUGAUCUUCUCCGCUUCUUGUAGCAUAUUUUUGGGUCGCGUUUGCCUCCCACUGACACCAAUAUUGUAAUUACGCCACUUUAAUUUGCUAGGAUUUCCAUCUUCAAUUAUAUUCCCAAACGCGCAUGCAUGCAUGCUUUACUUUGGACGUACGUACUGUAAACUACUCUCAUGAAGAUAUAUGGUGAAGGAAUAGACCAAUAAAUAUUUUUCUGCUCUUUUCAUA